This is a messenger RNA of Castor canadensis (American beaver), 3324 nucleotides long. It is a transcript of the gene Parp10, whose product is annotated as poly(ADP-ribose) polymerase family member 10. NCBI's taxonomy places the organism in Eukaryota, Metazoa, Chordata, Mammalia, Rodentia, Castoridae. Gene Ontology annotation, biological process: negative regulation of gene expression; protein poly-ADP-ribosylation. The record is from RefSeq and is a predicted model, not a curated record. Gene Ontology annotation, molecular function: NAD+ poly-ADP-ribosyltransferase activity; transcription corepressor activity. Gene Ontology annotation, cellular component: nucleus; cytoplasm.
CUUUUAUUUUCCUGUCACAGGCCUUCUGCAGUAGGCCAAACACAGGAGUCUUGGCUGAAGGCUUCAGUGGGUUGUGAUUAUGGAGGAGAAGGCAGGAGCUGCCGUGGAGCUCCAGGGACUGUCCCCUGACAUACCAGAUGAGCUGCUCACACUCUACUUUGAGAACCGCCGUCGCUCUGGUGGGGGGCCUGUGCUCAGCUGGCACAGACUUGGCUCUGGGGGUAUCCUCACCUUUCAAGACCCUGCAGAUGCAGCAGGGGUCUUGGACCAGGCAAAGCACCAGCUACAUGGUGCCCAGCUGAGCCUGCGGCCAGCCCCACCUCGUGCCCCUGCACGCCUGCUCCUCCAAGGACUACUGCCUGGCACUGCACCUCUGCGUCUGGAGCAGCACGUCCAGGCCCUGCUGUGUACCCUAGGGCACCCAGUACAGGCCUGCCACGCCCUGGACAGCCCCCGGCAGGACCGCGUCCUAGUCCAGCUGCCCACGCCCCUGUCUGAGGCGGAAGUCCAUGUUCUGGAGGAGCAGGCCAGGAAUCUGAGGCUGGAUGGGGCCUCAGUGUCCUUGGCCUGGGUGCCCCAGGCCCGAGCAGUGCGUGUGGUGGACACCUGCCCUGUGGACUUGAUGCUGCUGGAGCUGUACCUGGAGAAUGAACGCCGCAGUGGUGGCGGGGCCCUGGAGGGCCUGCGCAGCCUGCCCAGGAAGCUGGGCAUUGUUGUCUCCUUCCAGCAGUGGCAGGUGGCUGAACGAGUGCUUCUGCGGGAUCACUGGCUGCAGGACUCCAAGCUGAGCCUUGUCCCUCACUACGAGGUCUUGGAGCCAGAGGAGCUUGUUGAGGACGCCAGUGGAGGGGAUCACCCAGACACACUGGGGCCUGGGGCCACUAAGAAUGCUCUCCUGGAGGGGGGCCUGGCAGAGACCCAUAGGAGUACAGAGACUGUGACUGUGGGCUCUGGGGAGGCACCAGAGCAAUUGGGAGCCUCUCUGACAGGUCCUGUGGGGUCACCGGAUCAGGAGGAACCCAUAAUCCCAGGGAUUUCACCAGAGGAGGCAACUGUGUCUCCAGAGCAGGCUAGGCUCUCAAGCCAGGAGCCCAUAGGAUCUGCAGGCCCAGUGGGCCCAGUGGGGAGCUUUUCAGAGUUGCCUGGGCAGGUAGGCAGCCCAGGAUCUGUAGGGCAGGAGGGCCUGGUGGAAGCUGCCAUCAGCUCACCAGGGGAGGAGGGACUAGUGGGUUCCAUGGGGAUCGCCGUGGAAUCUCCAGAGAAGGUCAAGCUGGAGAGCCCUGGGGAUGUGGAACUGCUGGGGCAGGAGGACCUUGUGGAGAUGGUACUGCCCACGGAGCCGGGGGCAAUGCGCUUCCUGCAGCUUUAUCAUGAGGACCUCCUUGCCAGUCUGGGAGACAUUGCCCUCUUCCCACUUGAAGGGACAGAUACGACUGGCUUUCGGCUCUGCGGAGCCCUGGCCCAGUGCCAGGCAGCCAUGGAGUUGCUGCAGAGUCUGCUGGGCAGCAUUAGCUGCCAUGUGCUAAGCCUGGGACAUCCAGGCAGCGCCAGGUUCCUGCUAGGUUCAGAGGGGCAGCACCUUCUCCAGGAGCUGGAGGCUCGGUUCCAAUGCGUCUUUGGGACAGAGCGCCUGGAGGGUGCCAUCCUGGACAUGGACCCUGAAGAGGUGGAUCCCACAGAGGCCCUCCAGGUCUUCCCUGGUGACAGCCACACCUCAUGGCCUCCAGACAGUACAGGCAGUGAUCAGGAGGAUGUGAACAUGGAGGAGAUCCAAAAGCUUCUGGCCACCCUGGAGGGCCUAGACGGGGAGUCCUGGCAUCCUCUGGAGCCGAGGGAGGAGAGGCCUGAGGAGCAGUCAGAGGAAGAGGACACUCCAGGGCAGGAAGAAGAAAAGCCUACCCCUGGAGCUGAGGAGGAUCCUGUGACCCCCAUCACUGGAGCACCUGGGCGGUUAAAUGAGGAAGCUGAGCUACAGCUGGCCCUCCACCGGUCACUGGCGCUUCAAGGCCAGGUGGCUGAGCAGGAGGCUGUUGCACUAAGGCAAGCCCUGGCCCUCUCCCUGUUGGAGCAGCCCCUGUUGGAGUCAGAAGAGCUUCUGGAUGGGGGGACUAGUGGCAAGGCCCAGCUGGUGGUACAUGCACCCUUUGAGCAGAAUAUGGAUGAAUUGGAGCAGGCACUAGUGGCUGCCUUGGAGGUACACCUUAAGGAGGAGACAGUGAGACUCCAAGGCCGUGUGCUGCCCACAGAACUUUGUACUCGCCUGGAGCAGUGCUAUGGUGUGAAUAUUGUCCUGCGUGGUGACUGCCCCAUCAUCCGUGGCUUUGGGAUUCAGCCUGCCCGGGCGGCUCACCACUUAUCCGCACUGUUUGCUGGCCCGUGGGAUCAGAGUUUGGCUUCUCCAUUGGUGACUUCAGACACCACCGUGCCAGAGCAGAAGCUACAAGGACCCUUGGGUAGUCUGGAGGGCUUGGCAGAGAACACCAGGGAGUUCCAGGAAGUGGUGCAGGCCUUCUACAGCACCCUGGAUGCUGUCCACAGCAGAAUCCGCAUCAUCCGGGUGGAGCGCGUGUCGCAUCCGCUGCUGCAGCAGCAGUACCAGCUGCAUCUCCAGCGCCUGAUGCAACGCUGCACGCAGCGCCCGGUGGAGCGGGUCCUGUACCACGGGACGUCGGCGUCCGCAGUGCCUGACAUCUGCGAGCACGGCUUCAACCGUAGCUUCUGCGGCCGCAACGGCACGCUCUACGGGCGAGGUGUGUACUUCGCCAAGCGCGCCUCCCUGUCGGUGCUGGACCGCUACUCGCCCCCGGACGCUGACGGCCACAAGGCGGUGUUCGUGGCUCGGGUGCUGACUGGCGACUACGGGCAGGGUCGCAGCGGUCUGCGGGUGCCUCCUCUGCGGGCCCCUGGCCACGUGCUGCGCUACGACAGCGCCGUGGACCGCCUCCACGAGCCCAAUAUCUUCGUCAUCUUUCACGACACCCAGGCGCUGCCCACACAUCUCAUCACCUGCGAGCGCAUUCUCCAUGCUUCCCCUGGGGGUCCCCCUGAGCUCUUGGACUCCUCCCCGGCCACCUGACCCCAGAGGCCAGCUCCUCAGGUCCCCCCUUCUGCACGGCUCCUUGGAGCCAGAGCUGUCCCUGGGGACGCCUCUUGCGGGAGAGCGGACGAGGAGGGCCGGGCGGGCCCCACCAGCAGGGGUCAGCCGAGCGCGGCAGGAGGUGCGCGGGCCGGACACACCCGUCCUGGCUGCACUGCGCCCCAGCGCGGCUGUCUGAAUAAACCUGUACGGGAAGCCAGGCGGAAGGGCCCGCUGCCGCUCUGAAU